GAGAGAGAGAGGAGAAAGGAGAAAUAUCAAGAAGAGGCGUAACAUCACGUCAACUCCUCCAGAUCUUAACUCCUAACCUGUCCAUCUGGAAUAACGGUCCCUCCCGUGAAGUGGAACGCUACAUGCGCUUCUGGCUGCGUCCGACCCUCGUCUUCAUUCUCCAAACCUUUUUUACUUUCUUUCCUUCCUUCCUCCCAUCCAGCCCGGUUCAGGAGGGUUCCGUAAAACAUUCCGAUCCUGGAUGGAGUUCCUGAGAGUCUCUUAUCAAUGAAGCCGGAGAUCAUGGCGGAGGGGCCGCGCUGCAAGAGGCGAAAACAAGCCAACCCAAGAAGGAAGAACGUGCUGAGCUCCGAUGAAGAAGACAGACUGCAGGGUUCGGAGGGAGAGGGGAGUCCGGUUGGCGUUCCCAGCCUGGAGCCAUCGCCCCGAGUGGCACAUGCCCUCCUUUCAUGCCGGGGAGACGAGGAGGAUGAGAGUCACGACAUCUGGCAACACACAGACCUCAACGGUGCAGAGAGAAAAGAUGAAUACAAUCCUCUGAGCCCUGACAUGUCCCUCCAUGGAGCUGGAAAUGGUACAGUUAAGGGUAUUGAUGCCACUGCAGAGCUGGAGAGCUUCUUCACCAAGAGGAAGCUGGAGGACAACGAGGGAUGUCCUGCCAGCAUCGCUGAGUAUCUGCAACGAGGGGACACGGCUAUCAUUUACCCAGAAGACCCAGAGGAGAGCACGAGGCUGAGCACUCCAGAAGCCAACGGGCAGGAAGACAAUGAGAACGAUCUGACACUCAGGACGCCAGAUGACUUUGCCCAACUGUUGACCUGCCCCUACUGCGACCGUGGUUACAAGCGGCUGACCGCCCUCAAGGAACACAUCAAGUACCGGCAUGAGAAGAACGAGGAGAGCUUUCCCUGCCAGCUCUGCAGCGACACUUUUGCCUACCGCACACAGCUGGAUCGCCAUAUGGCCACCCACAGGCCUUCUAGGGACCAGCCUCCGGUUCUGAACGAAGGGGCUGGAAACCGCAAGUUCAAAUGCACCGAAUGUGGGAAAGCGUUCAAAUACAAGCACCAUCUGAAGGAGCACCUCCGCAUCCACAGUGGUGAGAAGCCAUACGAAUGCUCUAACUGUAAGCGCUUUUCCCACUCCGGCUCUUACAGUUCACACAUUAGUAGCAAGAAGUGCAUUGGCCUCAUCUCUAUAAAUGGACGGGUACGACAUGGGGUUGGCACCAAGUCUGGCUCAUCCCCAAACUCUGCCGCUUCAUCGCCAGGCAGCCCUGCCUUGGCUCAGCUAAGGAGCAAACUGGAAAACAGCAGGUGCUCUGGUCUCCAGGACCCAUUAGCCCACCCUGAUAUAAAGGCUGAGCCCAUGGACUUCAAUGAAUGCCGUCUUAUGAUGGCUUCACCACAUGAAUUCGGAGGACCUGCGGCUUUUCUUAAUGGUACUGGCCGUGGGGGGAGCCCCCUAGGGAUACACAAUUCGUCACAGAACCCCUUGCAGCACUUGGCUAUGAGACUGGAUUCACAUGCAUUAGGCUACACAGGCUUGACCAAUAACCUAACUAAGGUUCAGCGGGUCCUCCAGAUUGUCGACAACACUGUGUGCCGGCAGAAGUUGGACAGCAACACUGAGGAGACCUCCAAGUUGCGGGCUUACAUGAAGGAUGUGGGCUCCCAGAUGGAAGAGCACAAGUUGGCGCUGGCAGCCCAGGCUGGAUUUCAUGCAGCUGGACACAACAGUCCUAGCAAGAGCAUUUUUGACUACACGUUGGAGAAGGUCAACGAGGCCAAAACUUCCCUGCAGAGUCUAACCGAAGAUGCAGAGAAAAGAGCGCUUGACAUUAAGAAAGAGAGGCCAAGUCAUAUAAUUGGUGGCAUUUCAGAUGAGAAGGCCCAGGAUAGGGACAGCCAGUAUACAUCUUUCUCCUGCCAAUACUGCAAGGAGUCAUUUAAUGGCCCCAUUCCAUUGCACCAGCACGAGCGCUACCUUUGCAAGAUGAACGAAGAGAUAAAAGCAGUCUUGAAACCUAAUGAAAGUUUACCUGUCAGCCGCAGAGGCGUGUCCAGCAUAGAGCAACAGGGCGUUACAGUGUCCUCUUCUAUGCCAGACAGAAAUACAACUAGCCCAAUUAAUCCUUUUAAAGAUCACUUGUCGGUAUUGAAAGCUUACUUUGCCAUGAAUACAGAGCCCAGUUCAGAAGAACUGAGAAAAAUCUCCAUUGCAGUUGGUCUUCCCCAGGAGUUUGUCAAGGAAUCGUUUAUUCAAUGGAAAGCUCAAUCUCUCCACAGUUUGUCCAGAAAAAGGUCUCCACCUCCCGAAUGGGGCAGUGGGGAAAGCAACCAUGUCUUGGCUAGAGAAUCAGCACUUGCAAGAUCGCCUGCUUCUAUUGGCCAUUAUAGUGACUCAACAGCAGAACUCCAAGGUACUACCAAUGGUGAAACUGGGCCCCGGCUAUCAAAACACCACCAGCUAUCAAGCAUAAAACAUGAAAAACAAGUUGACUCAGUGGACCACAUGAGAGGUGAGACCCCAUCACCCCUGAAUCUUUCUUCAACAUCUUCAAAACACUCUUAUAGCAGCUCCUACACCCCUACAAGUCUCACCUCUGAGGAUACCCAUGGCGAACCUCUAGACCUGUCAUUGCCAAAACAUCUGUCCAAAUCUGACAAGAAGCCAAAGCCAAAUGGUUUCAACAUGCAUAGUGAGGUUGCUGUGCGAGAACAAGGAACAGAACCUCUGGACUUGGCUCACAUCAAGAAGGAGUUCAACGGCUCAAACAGCGUCGGCAACGAAAAUCAACUUGACAAAAGUUCAAGCCCAAUCUUUGGCAUCAACCCCUUCAGCGGAGCUCCGAUUUAUACGCCUCUACCACCACAUGGUGCAUUCCCUCCAUCUACGUUCAUGUCCCCAGCACAGGCCAGCAUCCCAGGACUAAGGCCUUACCCAGGGCUUGAUCCUAUGGGCUUCCUUCCACACAUGGCUUACACUUAUGCGGCAGGAGCAGCCACCUUUGUUGAGAUGCAGCAGCGACGGAAAUACCAGCGGAAACCAGGCUUCCAGGGGGAGCUGUUGGACAGCACAGGGGACUAUUUGUCAGGGCUGGAGGACCUGACAGACAGUGAGUUGCUGCUUGCCCGGAAGAAGAUUAAGAAGACCGAAAGUGGUAUGUACGCGUGUGACUUGUGCGACAAAACAUUCCAGAAGACCAGUUCCCUCCUAAGACACAAAUAUGAGCACACAGGAAAGCGGCCUCACCAGUGCCAGAUCUGCAAGAAGGCCUUCAAGCACAAGCACCAUCUAAUCGAACACUCGCGCCUGCACUCGGGCGAGAAGCCCUAUCAGUGCGACAAGUGCGGCAAGCGCUUCUCGCACUCGGGCUCGUACUCGCAGCACAUGAACCAUCGCUACUCCUACUGCAAGAGGGAGGCGGAGGAACGUGAGGCCGCCAAGCAGGAGAGCCAUGAGAACGGUGGCCUCCUAGAGCCCACGGAGCUGCUGAUGCACCACGCUUACCUAAAGGGACUUGCACCACUGAGAUUUUCUGAUCCCGAAGAGCAGGGCGAGGACAUGAUGCGAGGAAGCGCCAUCUUGAGAGACGGCAAAGAGGACGGGUCUAGGGAUGCGGAGAAGGUCUACCCGGAAGUGACGGACAGACGAGAGGCAAUGUUCAGGGAGGAGGAGGAGGAAAUGGAGGAGGAUAGGUUGGAGAGCCGAAGCCUGGACGGUAUAGCAAAAGAUGAGAAAGCGAACGAUGUAUCAGGAGGAACGGAAGACGAGAGCUCGGAGGAGAGGAAGGCGGAGAGCAAGACAGAUGGUGAGAACGAGGAUGCCGAUUAACUACUGCGAUUUGGAUUAAGCUUCCAGUGUUGUUUUUGUUUGUUUUAUUUUCCUUUUGCUUGUAUUGUUUGCUCCUUUUCCCUCGCAUUGAGGGACAUUGAGCCAGAUUCACUUUCGUGACCACACUGCCAUGUCUUGGUUAUUCGGUAUUGUAUUCUGAGACAUAAAGAGUGGAACUCAGGCUGGCAUUGUCCAUGGUCCAAACGAAACAAACAUACGAACGAACAAAAAAUAAUAAUAAAACAAGCAUCAAACCGGGUGAAAUUUCGAGAGUUUCCAUUAUGCAAAAGUGAUAAUGAUCUACAGUACAUUAUAAUAAAUGAACCGAUGGAAAGGUUUCACAAGUGUACAGAGUGAAACGUGAAGGCUGUGUGGUGCUUAUUUCCAUAACCGCCCUGUGUUUUUAUUGUGAUCACAGCACAAGCCUCGAAUUGCACUCUGAUGAAUUACUACAUGGAAUAAUAAUUGUAAAAAAAAAAAAAUUGUAGAAAAGAGUAAGCAUUUGCGUAUAUGUACAGUACAUACACUGCGCUUGAAGCCGCAGUAAGCGUGUCAGUGUUAAUUUUUUUUGUUGUUGUUUUUUUUUAUCACUUACUGUGAUAUCCUUGUUUUUACCUUUUCUUUACCUGAUCUGCCACAUGUUUAUUUUGGAAUCACAUUACGGCUUUUUUAUGAAGCGUCUUUAUCUAAAUAAUGCCUGUAUGGUUCAAAAUGAAGGAAAAGUCUUAAAAGAAAUUAACAGCGGUUACGACGAAGUUUCUGUUGCGCGAGACUUUGUCGGGGAAGCCCUGUGUUUCGUUUUUUUCGUUCGAGAAAAAAAAAAGCCUUAUAUGCAAACCCUUUCACCUGUGUUUUUUUUGCAAGUGCCAUCCACCCUUGUAAAAGUGUAGAACGUGGAGUCACCGCGUGUCCUCUCCACGAACACCUGCUACUUAAGUAUUACGUGGAAAAAAAUAAACAUUUUCAACAUUCACCUUCAUAUUUUGAAUUACCUUCAUCAGUAUUAGUAUAGCUAAACUUCCUAGUUUACAUAUUGUUUGUGCAAUUUUCUGUAUUUUUUUUUUUUCCAUGACCAUCUGUCAGUAUUACCAUGGUAUGUUUUGUUCAAUACAAAAAAAAAAAAAAAAUCCAAUUAUUUUUAUUUUAAACUACCAUUUUAUUUAUGUGACUCAUUUUAUAUUUCCUAAUUAUAUUUAUUUCAUACUGUAGUGUACAGUAUUAUAGUUCCUCGUUAUAGAUAUAUUUUAGUAAAAAUGGAUCCUGACAAGUGAAUAUCGGAGCAAAUUUUACAUUGAGAGCAUUUAUUGUAUCUGGAACAGUUACUCUUAAUUGUUCUACUUACUUAAUGUACCUAAUGAAAGGAGAUUCUACAAUUUGGGAACUUUUGAUACGAUAUUGUGAAAACACUGUAUUUUUGACUGAGAAGAAGGAGGAGGAGGAGGAGGAGGAGGAAGAAAAAGAAAAUUCCACUUUAUUCGUCUGUUUUUCUUUUUAGCUGAAGAGAUGAAGGUUUUCUGUGGUCAAUGGGAUUCUUGAAAUGUCUGUUGAAUUAUAAUUUAAUUUUUUUUUUUUUAAUUUGUAUUUUCUCUUGGAAAUGAAAUUGCUCGAAUAAACGUAGCCCAUUUUAAUUUUCAA
Messenger RNA from Silurus meridionalis, 5472 nucleotides. RefSeq names its product zinc finger E-box binding homeobox 2a (gene zeb2a). Gene Ontology annotation, molecular function: DNA-binding transcription factor activity, RNA polymerase II-specific; RNA polymerase II cis-regulatory region sequence-specific DNA binding. The record is from RefSeq and is a predicted model, not a curated record. NCBI's taxonomy places the organism in Eukaryota, Metazoa, Chordata, Actinopteri, Siluriformes, Siluridae. The transcript is spliced from 10 exons. Bases 268 to 3837 code for a protein of 1189 amino acids. Gene Ontology annotation, biological process: anatomical structure development; regulation of transcription by RNA polymerase II.